UGGAAAACUGAGGGAGGCAAAAGAACUAAAGGAGCCAGAACAAGCAUCCUGUGGAGAAACCUUCAAGGCUAAACUUCUACCCUGCAUGCAGUCCACCUUUCUGGAUCUCUGAUUCCCAGGUGAGCGGGAGAUGCCGCGGUCAUUUUUGGUGAAGAAUAGGAAGGUUCGCUCUUACCAUCAUCGUGCAGUAGAUGACAGCGUCCUGGUGCCAAAGUGGGAUACAGGAACCUCAGCAGCGUUCUCUGCUGUUAUUUCUGGCGAUAGCAUCCCCGAAAAGAGCAAGGCCUUCCAGGCAGAUUAUCCACCAUGCUCUUCUCCAAAAGAACAGCAGGACUCCAAGGGGGAGAAGGAAGAACCUUCUCCCAUUCAGAAUGUAACACUGACAGCACCAGGGCAGCCAAAUCAAGAGAUGCCCUUCCCGGCUUUAAAACGCCAAGAUAAGAACGCUUCUGCUUUCUACAACUCCUGCUUUGCUUGGAAUGCCUUCCGUCCCCCGUUUGGGUACAGACCGAUGUCUCCCACCGUGCUGGAGCACUCCAUUCAUCUGUACGGGAGCCCGAUCCUUCCUGCCGCAGAACUCCCUCUGGAUUACAGCAUGCAGUUCUCGCCCAACAUGGACACCUACCACUGUGUCAUAUGCAAUAAAAUCUUUUCUACCCCACAUGGCCUGGAGGUCCAUGUCCGAAGAUCCCACAGCGGCACCCGGCCUUUUGCUUGCAGCGUUUGUGGGAAAACGUUUGGGCACGCCGUCAGUCUGGAGCAACACACCAACAUCCAUUCUCAGGAGAAAAGCUUCGAGUGCAAAAUGUGCGGGAAGACGUUCAAGCGGUCAUCCACCUUGUCGACUCACCUGUUGAUCCAUUCGGACACCCGGCCGUACCCGUGCCAAUACUGCGGGAAACGGUUCCACCAGAAGUCAGACAUGAAGAAACACACCUACAUUCACACAGGGGAGAAGCCACACAAAUGCCAAGUCUGUGGGAAGGCCUUCAGCCAAAGCUCCAACCUCAUCACGCACAGCCGCAAGCACACCGGCUUCAAGCCAUUCAGCUGUGAGCUCUGCGGGAAGGGUUUUCAGCGCAAAGUGGACCUGCGGCGUCACCGGGAAAGCCAGCACAGCCUCAAGUGAAAGAGGAACCCCAUCUGGGAAUUAGCUGUGGCAGAGGGUCGGGAACGUUUAGCCCAAGAGCUAUAGACGGGCCUUGGCCCAGAUUGUAAAUCCUUCUUGCUCCACCCACUCUUUCUUCUGAUUCCACCUGCUUUGGGCCCUGGCUCCACCCACCGGUGAGAUGUAGAUGCCAGAUUGAAUCUAAAACCUUGCAAGCCCAUAAAAAGUAUUUUCCUGCCCGUUGAGUUAAGAAUGGUGGGAAAGCAAUAACAAGUCCUCCAAGAAAGAUGACUUUUUCCCCUCUGUUUCUCCCAAGAUUGGGAGAAAAGAGUAGCAAGGAUCUGAAUUUGUUUCCCAAAGUCCGAGAGAGGGAAAGGAAGAGGGCAAGAGCGUCUGGAUUUACUAUAUUUCUUUACGCUUUGUAGGCAAUAGUGCUCAGAUUACAUGACUAAAAUAAGAGGAAGUGUUGAGUAGAAGUAACUGGGCUCACAGGCGAGGAAAAUCUGUAAAACUAUCCAUAAAAAACAAAUCAGACACCAGGUUUCUGUUGUGGGAAACAAACGAUCUUAUGUUCGGGACAUUUCCAUCGCUAUCAAUGAUUUACAUGAUCCAUUGUGCUAAAGUGUCACGAUUUUGCCUCCGUGUUUGAAUCUGUGUUUCCUGAAAAAAAAAUACACGGGUUCCUUUUGAAGCUUCCUUCGCCCACCGAAUGUUGAAUCCCACGGCUGGGCAGAGAGAAACACCACUUUUCCCAUUUUCAUGGGAACGAGCCUCCCAAACCGAAAGUUGAAAAUAUGGUCUCCCCUGUUCGGAAGGAGACGUUACGCUGAAUUUUCUCCCGGUCUUGCUUUGCGUUCUGCCAAAGCUCAGAGAGGAAGCUACACGUAGAUUUACUCCCUCUUGAAAAUUACUCCGGGGCAAGGGGACUGGAAGCUUGUAGCCUCCUCUGUUUUAAAUCUCUCUGAACUGAAAUAGGACAUUUUGGAAUGGAUAAACCUAAGCUUGCCCUGAUUCACUUUUAUUCCCUAUUCUGGCUUAGCAGCUACAAGGGGGAUGACUCUUACUGUUCUUAAUGGCUGUGUUCACACAGUCAGUUAGUGCAGGACCUUGUGAUUUCUUGUGCAGAACAUGGUUAGUGUUACCUGGUCUGGUCUGGGGUGGGGACAUGCUUUUGGAUUAAACCCAGUCUGUCUGGUUAAUUUUGAACUCCGUACCUGAUGUAAACCCAGAGCACAGAUUAACCUGGCGAUUAUCAUUCGCCCUGCAGUGUUUUUAUAUUCCUAGUUUGGGACUGAAAUGAUCAGUGGCCCCAGAAGCAAGGUCAGAUGCUGGCUAGCUCUUGGAUGGGAGACCACCAGGAGAUCCCCAGGCUGUCAACUAGACCAGGAAAUCAAGCCGACUUCCAGAAACAAGGCAAAGGCUUCCGUAUUGCUGCCGAAAAAGCAAUGUGGACAUAUCCAGAAAGUUAUCAGGCUAUUUGCAGGGCUUAGGGAAGUCUGUACAUUUUUAUGAUUUGCUGCUCAUCACCCAGAGUCUCUCUGAUUGGGGCAGCAUACAAAUAAUUUUUUAAAAAAGGGCUUAUUUUACAGCAAUCUCACAGGGAUCGUCCGUGUCGCUCAUAAAGUUCCUAAACGCCACGGGGCCAUCCCAAAACACAAUCCUUUCUGUCAUCAUCUUUUUUCCAUUUCAAUAGACCUGAUUGAGGAGAAACCAUUUAUAUGUUGGUCAAACUGCCUCUGAAUUUACAUUCCAAGCAGCAUGGAAUAGAUGCGGGUUCUAUAUCUUCCAUAAAGGACAAGGGAAUGAGAAGAAGACUCCAUUAUUCCUCUUUUGUUAUUAAAGUAACACGCCCAUUCAUUCCCAGGCUCUUGUUUUCUGCACUCUUAUGAUUUUAAGCUCCAUUUUGUGAAUAGCCCCCUAAAGCCUUGGCUGUUAGAGAGGCUUGGAAA
Python bivittatus (Burmese python) is the source of this 3057-nucleotide messenger RNA. RefSeq names its product growth factor independent 1B transcriptional repressor (gene GFI1B). NCBI's taxonomy places the organism in Eukaryota, Metazoa, Chordata, Lepidosauria, Squamata, Pythonidae. Gene Ontology annotation, molecular function: DNA-binding transcription factor activity, RNA polymerase II-specific. Gene Ontology annotation, biological process: regulation of transcription by RNA polymerase II. Gene Ontology annotation, cellular component: nucleus. The record is from RefSeq and is a predicted model, not a curated record.